Messenger RNA from Lathyrus oleraceus (garden pea), 1765 nucleotides. RefSeq names its product probable galacturonosyltransferase-like 1. The transcript has a single exon. Gene Ontology annotation, molecular function: glycosyltransferase activity. Gene Ontology annotation, cellular component: Golgi apparatus. The record is from RefSeq and is a predicted model, not a curated record. NCBI's taxonomy places the organism in Eukaryota, Viridiplantae, Streptophyta, Magnoliopsida, Fabales, Fabaceae. The coding region runs from base 319 to 1341 and encodes 340 amino acids.
AGGGACCAAAACCUGAAAAGGCUAGCAAACCUUCCACGACGAGUCAUAAAUACUCCCAAAGACAUAACCAAUGUGAACUCAAAACUCAACCAUAAACUCUUAAUUAAAUUCUUGACUUUUCAUCUCCCAAUUUCAUUGCAUUGCAUCUUCACCACCCCAUCCACCUACACUCUAUUCUCUCCCUUUUUCCCAGAUUCUCUCUUUAAUAUAUUCCUUUUUUUUUCAUCACACCGUCCAAACCUUCUCUCAUAACCUCAAACUUCAACCAUAACAUAACUCUCUCUCAAACCCAACCGACACACCUACAAACCCAAAAUUAUGCAAAAACCAAAACAUUCAUUUCUCAUCCUCUUCUUCUGUUUCUUACCUUGUUUAUCAUUCUCUUCUACUACUGUUAUAACCCAUCAAUUCAAAGAAGCACCAGAAUUUUACAAUUCCCCAGAAUGCCCCUCCAUUACCGACGCUUCAAAUUCAAAACCAACCGUCCAAGUCGCAAUGACACUCGACACAACAUACAUCCGAGGUUCCAUGGCAGCAAUCUUAUCAAUCCUCCAACACUCUUCAUGUCCACAGAACAUCUUCUUCCACUUCGUUUGUUCCUCUAACGCCUCCAAUCUAAACGCCACAAUCUCAACCUCUUUCCCAUAUCUCAAAUUCCAUCUCUACACCUUCGACGACACCACCGUCUCUGGCCUCAUCUCAACUUCAAUCCGUUCAGCUCUCGAUUGUCCUCUCAACUACGCUCGUACCUACCUACCAAAUCUCCUACCACUUUCCGUUACCCGCGUCGUCUAUCUCGAUUCCGACCUUAUUCUCGUCGACGACAUUGCAAAACUAGCACAAACACCGUUAGGAGAAGACUCUGUUUUAGCAGCACCGGAAUACUGCAACGCGAAUUUCACAUCCUAUUUCACUCCAUCGUUCUGGUCUAACCCUUCUCUGUCUCUAACGUUUGCUAACAGAAAGCCUUGUUAUUUCAACACGGGUGUGAUGGUGAUUGAUCUAGAAAGAUGGAGAGAAGGGGAUUAUACUUCAAAGAUCGAGGACUGGAUGGAGUUGCAGAAGAGAAUGAGAAUCUAUGAACUGGGUUCUUUGCCUCCUUUUUUGCUUGUUUUCGCUGGGAGUAUUGCUUCGGUGGAUCAUAGAUGGAAUCAACAUGGACUUGGAGGAGAUAACUUUCGUGGUCUUUGUAGAAAUCUUCAUCCUGGUCCAGUGAGUUUGUUGCAUUGGAGUGGAAAAGGUAAACCUUGGGUUAGAUUAGAUGCUAAUAGACCUUGUCCUUUGGAUGCACUAUGGGCACCCUAUGAUCUGUUACAAACUCCAUUUUCUCUUGAUUCUUGAUCAUUGAUACAUAUAUAUAGUAUAUAUAUAUACAUAUACAUAUACCAGUAGUUAUAUACAAUUUGAAUUUAAUGGAUGGACUUUCAUGAAAGUUUGAGACCUGAGAGUGCUUCAAAAAGGUUGAUCUUCUUUGGGGAAAUACUAUUAUUGCGAAUGAAGCAAAGAUUGGGCGGAAAAGGUGGUCUUGGAGAAGUUGGUGGUGAGUGAGAUUUAUGAUUUUUGCAAUGACAGUAAAUUGAUUCUUGUGUUGUUAAUAUUUUGUUGUUGAUAAUUGUUCUGUUAUUUCUUUCAAAUAACUGUGCAUAUCAAAAUAUCUCUGUAAUUUGGAUGCUAGAAUUCAUGAUUCAUGAACCACUCUUUAUUUUUUGAUUACUGAUAAUAACGAGGACGCAGUAAAGUUCCGUGGAGACACUAGAUUGUUUAA